Castor canadensis (American beaver) is the source of this 1062-nucleotide messenger RNA. The record is from RefSeq and is a predicted model, not a curated record. NCBI's taxonomy places the organism in Eukaryota, Metazoa, Chordata, Mammalia, Rodentia, Castoridae.
AUGCUGAGCCCUCGGCGCAGGGACCGGGACACAGCCCCUGCCCCCAGGAGGCGGGAAACGGACUCCGCCCGCCCGGGACCCAGCACCAGCCCGGGACCCAGCACCAGCCCGGGACCCAGCACCAGCCCGGAACCGCCCAGGCGUCGGAGGAAAGUGGAUUUGGAGAUCAUUGAGCCCAUAGACUUUAGUUCUGGAGAUCACCAACAUCUGGCUCGGAAAGCAGCAGAUAAAGAUGAUCAGCAAUCAAGUCAGCCCUACAGAUCCUCACAUACUGCCGGGCCAGGAGAAACUAAAGAGAAUCCACACGUAAAGGCUACCAAGCAAGGAAAUAGCUAUGUGGUACAAAUUACAGAGGAGAUAACCCCAAAUGAGAGUCGUGAAAACGCAACCGGUCCAUUUUCAGACAGACUCAUCCGCCGAGCUUUCAUUGUAAAAGUGUUCCUCAUCCUGUCGGUUCAGUUGCUAGUCACUGCUGCAAUCAUCAGCAUGUUUAUUUUCUGGAUAUCUUUAAAAGUGUGGGUAAUUGCAAACCCCUGGUUCACCUAUGCACUCUUACCAGCAUUUUUUUGUGUACUGAUCAUUCUUGCGUGCUGUGGGAAUCUCUGCCGUCAGGUGCCUGCCAAUUACAUCCUCCUGGCAUUCUUCACACUUCUUGAAGCUCUGCUGCUGGGGACCGUAUCAGUUUUCUAUAAGGCCGAGGAAGUGCUAUGGGCAACAGCAGCAACAACUCUGGUGACAUCAGCUCUCACCUUAUUUGCUCUGCAAACAAAAUGGGAUUUUACCUUGCUAAAUGGAGUGCUGUUUGUUUUCGUCUUUGUACUUAUGAUCUAUGGAUUUAUGAUCAUCUUCGUACGAUCAUAUUGGCUCCAUCUAAUUUACUCUGCGCUGGGAACGGUGCUCUUCUCCCUGUACCUGGUGAUGGAUGUGCAGCUUAUGGUGGGAGGCAGUCAUCAUCAUUAUAACCUGGACCCUGAAGAGUAUGUUUUUGCUGCCCUGAACAUUUACUUGGACAUCAUCAACCUUUUCAUUUUUAUUUUGCAACUGAUUGGACUGGGACGGUAG